Messenger RNA from Ctenocephalides felis (cat flea), 3901 nucleotides. It is a transcript of the gene Sec24CD, whose product is annotated as protein transport protein Sec24C. The coding region runs from base 376 to 3846 and encodes 1156 amino acids. The record is from RefSeq and is a predicted model, not a curated record. Gene Ontology annotation, cellular component: endoplasmic reticulum exit site; COPII vesicle coat. NCBI's taxonomy places the organism in Eukaryota, Metazoa, Arthropoda, Insecta, Siphonaptera, Pulicidae. Gene Ontology annotation, molecular function: SNARE binding; zinc ion binding. The transcript is spliced from 14 exons. Gene Ontology annotation, biological process: endoplasmic reticulum to Golgi vesicle-mediated transport; intracellular protein transport; COPII-coated vesicle cargo loading.
UCACUCCGUUAUCGAUGUUGUGUUUGUAGUAUUUUCAAUAUUGCAUGUUCAGAAGUUACGAAGUGUCAAAAUCUUCCCCGAGUCAGGGUCGUGUGGGAUGUGGACUUGUUGUUAGUUAUUAAAGAAACUUUUACAAAAACUGCAAAUGUACAAUUAUAAACACUUCUAGUAUUAAUGUUUUUGACUGUGGUAUGUGUAUUUAUUGAACAUUCUAAAUGUGUUGUGUCUACAGUGAGAAUUAUCAAGUAGUGGAUGACGUGGCGUGAUUUAUAUUAAAUAACACUUUGUUUUUUCAUUUAAUUACCUUAUAUUAUUUGUAUAUAUUAGCAGGAAUUGCCACUCUUAGUGUUAAAUAUUAUAUGAAUUUGAUUAAAUAUGAAUCCCAAUUAUAUGGCUCCCCCAAUGAGGACUAAUGCUUUGCAUAACCCUUUAUUGUCAAAUACUGCACCACCAAACUUAAACACCAGUGAAGGCAUGGCCAAUAAUGUAAAUGCUGCCAUGAACCAAUUGUCAAAUAUGUCCAUACACAAUCCAUAUGAAAAAAAUAUCAAUUUGCCAAGAGAUCAUAAUGUUAUGAAUGGGCAAAUGGGUAACAAACCAGAAAGUACAAAUAUGGUGUCUAACUGUCCACCACAUAUACCCACAUCUUCAGUUCCAGCAGUAUUGAAUGGAAACUUUAUUAAUGCUAAUGUGAAUUCUGAAAAGUACUUAUUACCACAACAGCCUUUACCAAAUCAGCCAAAUCAACAGCCAGGGUCUAUGCCACCAGUAGGUUUACAAUCACCAAUAAUAAAUCCAGUAUCAAAUGCUGAUCAAACCAACACUCAUGGGAGUCUCUUACAUCAAAAUAGAUCGAAUUUACUUCCUGGACAGUUUUUACCAAAUCAACAGAUGCCUCCACAUUUACCACCACAGAAUUCUCAAAUGCAAAAUCAAACAGUGCAAGUCAGCAAACAAAGUUUUCUUUUGUCUGGUCCUCCAAACGUCUCACAACAAUCUGUGAAUCCAAUGAUACCACCACAUAUGCCUCCUCCAGUGACUGGAAAAGCAGGAUCUGAACAAAUUUCAACACAGCCAUCUGCAUUACCACCGCAAGUGCAAAGCCCACCUGGUUCUGUAGCUCCCACCUUAUAUCAGACGAAUCAAAUGAACAUGAUGCCUCCUCAGCAAUUUAAUUCAAUGCCUCCUAAAGUAAAUUCUAUGCCUAUGGGACAAACGAUGCAAAACCAACAAGUUUAUGGUUCAAUACCCCCUCAUACUAGUAAUAUGGGACAGGUACCAUUACAACCAGAUCAAAUGGCACAGCCACCUCAAGGAGGUCAACCACUACCAUAUGGAGGUAACAUGAAUCACCCAUAUAAUGUCCAAGCUCAGGCAAAAAAUGCUCAGUAUGUUCAGCCUAGAGGACCAAUGUAUCCAGUGGCAGGCACUGGUAUGAUGCCACCUACACAGCCUGGUUAUGCUCCAGCACCAUAUCCAUCACAAAGUAACCCAUACCAACAACCACAACAGCAAGCCAGGAGAUUGGAUCCAGACCAAAUGCCUAGUCCAAUUCAAGUAACUAAUGAUGAUCAGAAGACGAGGGGUGGUGUUUUUGCCACAGAUCAAAAAGGAGCAGUUCCUCCACUUGUAACAACAAAUUUCAUUGUUCAAGACCAAGGAAAUGCCAGUCCUAGAUAUAUUAGAUCAUCAAUGUAUAAUGUUGCUACAACAUCUGAUAUGAUGAAGCAAACGUCUGUACCUUUCGGUUUAAUUAUUAGUCCAUUUGCUAAAACUUUGGAACAGGAACUUGUUCCACCAAUAGUGAAUCUAGGAGAACUAGGACCAGUCAGAUGUAUUAGAUGUAAAGCAUACAUGUGUCCUUUUAUGCAAUUUAUUGAUUCUGGAAGAAGAUUUCAAUGUUUAUUCUGCAAAGCCACAACGGAAGUUCCAAAUGAGUAUUUUCAACAUCUGGACCAAUAUGGUUUGAGGAUGGAUAGGUAUGAAAGGCCAGAAUUAAUGCUAGGAACUUAUGAAUUUGUUGCUACUAAGGAUUAUUGCCGAAAUAAUCAAUUUCCUAAACCGCCAGCAGUAAUAUUUCUUAUUGAUGUCUCAUACAAUAAUAUAAAAUCUGGAUUAGUAAACCUAUUAUGUUCUGAAAUGAAAAAUAUUAUUAAAAAUUUGCCUACUGAUCAGGGACAAAGCAAAUCUAAUAUGAAAGUUGGAUUCAUCACUUACAAUAACACUGUUCACUUUUAUAAUAUAAAGUCAACAUUAGCCCAGCCUCAAAUGUUAGUAGUGGGUGAUAUCCAAGAAAUGUUUAUGCCUUUGCUGGAUGGGUUUUUAUGUGAUCCCGAGGAAUCAGAUGUGGUUAUUGAUACAUUGAUGCAACAAAUUCCAGCUAUGUUUGCUAGCACAAGAGAAACAGAAACAUUAUUAGCACCUGCCAUAGAAGCCGGAUUAGCAGCUUUGAAGGCCUCAGAAUGUACAGGAAAGUUACUUUUAUUCCAUUCAACUUUGCCUGUGGCUGAUGCACCAGGAAAACUUAAAAAUAGGGAUGAUAGAAAACUUUUAGGAACAGACAAAGAAAAAUCUAUAUUAACCCCACAAUGUAAUGAUUAUACAAAACUUGGUCAAGAGUGUGUUUCUGCAGGUUGCAGUGUUGAUCUGUUUCUCUUUAAUAAUAGUUACAUUGACAUUGCAACAAUUGGUCAGGUGUCCAGAAUAACUGGAGGAGAAGUUUACAAGUAUACUUAUUUUUUGGCGGAUAUGGAUGGACAACGACUUAUUACAGAUAUUGUUCAUAAUAUAUCUAGGCCUGUUGCUUUUGAUGCGAUUAUGAGGGUUCGAACUUCCACUGGAAUUCGACCAACUGAUUUCUUUGGUCACUUUUACAUGCCUAAUACUACAGAUAUGGAAUUAGCAAGCAUAGAUUGUGACAAGGCAAUUGCCAUAGAAAUAAAACAUGAUGAUAAGCUGUCUGAAGAAGAAGGCGUUUAUAUACAGGUUGCACUUUUAUACACAUCUUGUGGUGGUCAAAGACGGUUAAGAAUUAUAAACCUUUCUUUGAAAACUUGUUCUCAAAUGACUGAUUUAUACAGAAGUUGUGAUUUGGAUACAGUAAUCAACUAUUUUGCUAAACAAGCAAUGAUCAAAAUGUUGGAUAGCACUCCUAAAGCAUAUAAAGAGGACUUAGUAAAUCGAUGUGCACAGAUAUUAGCUUGUUAUCGUAAAAAUUGUGCAUCUCCAUCUUCUGCAGGACAACUUAUACUGCCUGAGUGUAUGAAACUUCUUCCAUUGUAUAUGAAUUGCUUACUGAAGAGUGAUGCAUUGUCAGGAGGUGCAGAUAUGACAAUAGAUGAUAGAUCCUUUGUGAUGCAAGCUGUAAUGACUAUGGAUUUGCCUUCAUCGGUAGCUUAUUUCUAUCCACGAUUAAUAUCUUUGCAUGAUUUAUCUAUUCAAGAUACCAACAUACCAUCUCCAAUAAGAUGUUCUAUUGAUAAAAUGACUGAUGAUGGUGCAUAUUUACUAGAAAAUGGUAUUCAUAUGUUCCUUUGGUUGGGACUUGGUUUAAGUCCAGAAUGGGUACAAGCUGUAUUUGGUGUCCCAACUUGUGCACAAAUUGAUACAGAUAAAGUUGCAUUACCAAUUCUUGAGAACCCAAUUUCAGAGCGUGUACGAAAUGUAGUAAAUAAUGUCAGGAAGCAAAGACAUCGCUGCAUGAGACUUACCUUAGUAAGGCAAAGAGAUAAACUAGAGCCUGUUUGCAAGCAUUUCUUAGUGGAAGACCGUGGAACUGAUGGUUCUUCAAGCUAUGUUGAUUUUCUAUGUCAUAUGCACAAGGAAAUUCGCAUGCUUUUGAGCUAACCACUGAUUGUUGUCUUAUGUAUAUAUGUAUAUGUAUAUAAUACAUAUAUGCAUG